Molecule: messenger RNA, 2086 nt
Organism: Homo sapiens (human)
Lineage: Eukaryota; Metazoa; Chordata; Mammalia; Primates; Hominidae
Gene: OR4P4
Product: olfactory receptor family 4 subfamily P member 4
Exons: 2
Coding region: 135-1073 (312 amino acids)
Biological process (GO): detection of chemical stimulus involved in sensory perception of smell; G protein-coupled receptor signaling pathway
Cellular component (GO): membrane; plasma membrane
Molecular function (GO): olfactory receptor activity; G protein-coupled receptor activity
Source: RefSeq, marked validated
AACUCAAAUUGCAUAAACGGCAGAUCUCAGUCAUAAAAAUCUUUGUAUUAAAUAGGAUUCAAGUUACAUGCUCUGGUAACGUGGGUCUAAGAGGAUGCUAAUUGGUGACUUAUAUGUUCUAUCUACACUGGACCAUGGAAAAAAGCAAUAAUAGCACUUUGUUUAUUCUCUUGGGGUUUUCCCAAAAUAAGAACAUUGAAGUCCUCUGCUUUGUAUUAUUUUUGUUUUGCUACAUUGCUAUUUGGAUGGGAAACUUACUCAUAAUGAUUUCUAUCACGUGCACCCAGCUCAUUCACCAACCCAUGUAUUUCUUCCUCAAUUACCUCUCACUCUCCGACCUUUGCUACACAUCCACAGUGACCCCCAAAUUAAUGGUUGACUUACUGGCAGAAAGAAAGACCAUUUCCUAUAAUAACUGUAUGAUACAACUCUUUACCACCCAUUUUUUUGGAGGCAUAGAGAUCUUCAUUCUCACAGGGAUGGCCUAUGACCGCUAUGUGGCCAUUUGCAAGCCCCUGCACUACACCAUUAUUAUGAGCAGGCAAAAGUGUAACACAAUCAUCAUAGUUUGUUGUACUGGGGGAUUUAUACAUUCUGCCAGUCAGUUUCUUCUCACCAUCUUUGUACCAUUUUGUGGCCCAAAUGAGAUAGAUCACUACUUCUGUGAUGUGUAUCCUUUGCUGAAAUUGGCCUGUUCUAAUAUACACAUGAUAGGUCUCUUAGUCAUUGCUAAUUCAGGCUUAAUUGCUUUGGUGACAUUUGUUGUCUUGUUGUUGUCUUAUGUUUUUAUAUUGUAUACCAUCAGAGCAUACUCUGCAGAGAGACGCAGCAAAGCUCUUGCCACUUGUAGUUCUCAUGUAAUUGUUGUGGUCCUGUUUUUUGCACCUGCAUUGUUCAUUUACAUUAGACCGGUCACAACAUUCUCAGAAGAUAAAGUGUUUGCCCUUUUUUAUACCAUCAUUGCUCCCAUGUUCAACCCUCUCAUAUACACGCUGAGAAACACAGAGAUGAAGAACGCCAUGAGGAAAGUGUGGUGUUGUCAAAUACUCCUGAAAAGAAAUCAACUUUUCUGAAUUGUUUCUGCUUUUCAUGCCGUGGUUCCCUGAUGAAUGAGAAAAAUUCACUCUCAUCUUGCUCUUGUCCUUAAUGUUUGGAGAGAAAAGUGGGCAAACAGGAAGCAUAUCCCUUCUGUGGUUUUAUACUUCUACAUUGACAUCUCUUUAACAAAUUGAACAUUAUUCUUAUCCAUACUCUCCUCCGCCUUUCUUAAUCAUUACGAUUGUGCUUAUGUGACAUGAAAUAACCAGAAAAUUUCUUAAAAAUAAAGGAUUACAUGGCGUUGUGUUGAAAAAAUAAAACAGAUUAUGUGUUUUUUGUGCCUUAAAGUUCUGAGAAGAUCAAUGAAAUAUUACUCUCAGCUUUUACAUUUUUACUCAAGUCUAAACACAGAAAAUGCAUGUAUUGCCUGUGUACAGCUCACGAAUUUUUGCAAACUGAGCAUGAUUGUGAAAUCAGCAACUGAAUUAAGAGACAGAAAUUAUCAGCACAUCAGAGGUCCUCCUUAUUCCUCUUUAUGAUUAAUACCUCCCAAAGUUAACCACAAUAUUUAUUCCUAAAAUAAAUAGUUUUCGGCUGGGCACGGUGCCUCAUGCCUGUAAUACCAGCACUCUGGGAGGCUGAGGUGGGUGGAUCAUGAGGUCAGGAAUUCGAGACCAGCCUGGCCAAGAUGGUGAAACCCCGUCACUACUAAAAAUACAAAAAUUAGCUGGGCGCAGGGGCGAGCACCUGUAAUCCCAGCUACUCGAGAGGCUGAGGCAGGAGAAUCGCUUGAACUCGGGAAGCGGAGGUUGCAGUGAGCCGAGAUCAUGCCACGGCACUCUAGCCUGGGUGACAGAACAAGAUUCCGUCUGAAAUAAUAAUAAUAAUAAUGAUAAUAAUAAUAAUAAUAAUAAUGUUUUUAUCUUUUCUUGUACUUUGAAGAGUAAGAGUGAUUUACAUUUUGUUGCUGCGUGUGUGUCUUCUUAGUGUUUCAUUUGUGAGUCAUUUCUCAUGUUGGUAAGUUUUCUGACUGUUUUCAUUGAUGUAU